Messenger RNA from Penicillium olsonii, 1671 nucleotides. The record is from the annotation of a GenBank genome assembly. NCBI's taxonomy places the organism in Eukaryota, Fungi, Ascomycota, Eurotiomycetes, Eurotiales, Aspergillaceae.
AUGCCUUCCAAGGCUACAUCUAAGGCCACUGCUGCUGCGACAGCGGCCAGCAAAAGGACCUCGCGAGUCCGCAGCUCCAAACCCACCCCCGAAAUCAAGAAACCCGAGAAAUCCACAAAAUCAACUAAACCCGUCAAGACCGCGAAAACGGUGAAAGCGAAGGCCGCAAAGCCCGCAAAGCCCAAGGCUGAAAAAGAAGAGAAAGCUUCCAAACCAACCAAAAUGGCAGCUGCGGUCAAAUCGAAAUCAGCCGCUGCGACGAAGAAGCGCAAAGCUGACGAGGAGGAGGAGAAGCCCCGGGAGACCAAACGCACUCGCGUCAUUGCGCAGCCUCGGAAGCCCAAGGCCCCCGCGCAGCCAAAGCCCAAGCCAGCCAAGGUUGUCAUCAAUGAAGCUCCAACAACGAGACUGAACGUUUUUGUUUGUGGCGAGGGUAGCUCCGGUGAGCUGGGUCUGGGAACCGCCAAGAACGUGAUCGAUGUCAAGCGUCCCCGUUUGAACAAGCUUCUGUCGCCGGAAGAUGUUGGUGUCGUGCAGGUUGCCGUUGGCGGUAUGCACUGUGUCGCCUUGACCCAUGACAACAAGAUCUUCACCUGGGGUGUCAACGACCAAGGCGCGCUGGGAAGAGAUACCAACUGGGAUGGUGGGUACAGAGAUAUGGAUGAUAACAGCGACUCUGAUUCAGACGACGACGACAGUGGAUUGAAUCCCCUGGAAUCUAAUCCAACCUCCAUUCCCGCAGAGGCUUUCCCCGAGGACACUGUAUUCGUCGAGGUCGCUGCCGCCGACAGCUCGAGCUUUGCCCUCACCGAUGAUGGUCUGGUCUAUGGAUGGGGUACCUUCCGAAGCAACGAUGGAAUUCUCGGCUUCGACGCCAAGAACCUUGUUCAAAAGACCCCACUGCUCAUCUCCUCCCUCAAGAAGAUUAAGCACCUGUCUUGCGGAGCUAACCACGUCCUUGCUUUGAAUGACCAGGGUCGUGUUUACUCCUGGGGCUCCGGGCAGCAGAAUCAGUUGGGUCGUCGCAUUGUGGAGCGCAACCGAUUGAACGGCCUGCAACCUCGGGAAUUCGGUCUUCCCAAAGACAUCGUCUGUAUUGGCAGUGGCCAGUACCACUCGUUUGCCGUCCACUCAUCGGGCAAGGUCUACGCUUGGGGUUUGAACAGUUUCGGUGCCACUGCCCUCCGCGAGGGUGCCGGUGACGAUGAAGCUGCCAUUGUCCACCCGCUUGAGGUCGAGUCGCUCACUGGCCGCGGCAUCACCCAGAUCGACGGUGGCUCUCACCACUCCAUUGCAGUUGCUCGUGAUGGCGAAUGCCUGGUAUGGGGUCGUCUUGACGGCUUCCAGAGUGGGUUGAAAAUCGAUACCCUCUCCGACGAUGCUGUCAUCAAGGACGAGCGUGAUCGCCCCCGUAUUCUGAUUGUUCCCACCGCUCUUCCAAACUUCAAGGCCAAGGUUGUUUCAGCUGCCUCGGACCACUGUGUCGCCAUCGAUGUCGACGGACGUCCAUGGUCGUGGGGAUUCUCUGCCACUUACCAGACCGGACAAGGUACCCAAGAUGACAUUGAGGUGGCUACCGCCAUCGAUAACACUGCUACCCGUGGAAAGAAACUGAACUGGGCUGGUGCUGGCGGUCAGUUCUCCGUAUUCACGGAACCCGCUAGCUUGUGA